AUGUCUCCGAAAGGGCCAUACAAGCUGGUCACAGUCAACACAGCUCCCGAGCGAGCAAAGAGACUGGUUGGUCGUGUUGUUGAAGAUCUCAAGGAUCAAUACACCAUUCAACACGUCGCCAACUGUGAAACCAUUGACGCUGUCGAAGCAACGGUGAAAGAGAUCAAACCCGACAUUCUGUUCUGCGCCUCGAUGUGGACGCCCGAGGAAAGCGGGCGCAUUCUCCAGAUAGCCAAGGACAACGUCCCGGGAAUCAAGACGCAUGCUAUCCCUCAAGGCUUGCAGGUCGAAAAGGGCCCUGACGCAGUCGUCGCACAUCUCAAGGAGAAGAUCCCCCUCAUUCUGGAGUGA
Molecule: messenger RNA, 351 nt
Organism: Exophiala spinifera
Lineage: Eukaryota; Fungi; Ascomycota; Eurotiomycetes; Chaetothyriales; Herpotrichiellaceae
Exons: 3
Coding region: 1-351 (116 amino acids)
Source: RefSeq, a predicted model, not a curated record